CGCCUCGGGGCGCCCUGGCCGGGGGGAUGCCCCCCAGCCGGCUCGGAGACUAGCCCGGCCGCUUGGUGCAUGGCACAGCUAUGGAGGUGGUGGACGAGAAGGAGGCUCUGCGGCGCUUCUUCGAAGGUCAUGAUAUUAAUGGAGCACUGGAACCAUCGAACAUUGACACCAGCAUCCUGGAAGAAUAUAUCGGCAAGGAAGACUCGCCAGAUAUUUCAGAUUUGGACUCCAUCUCUGAAAUCCCAGCCUCUGCUGGCUACCCUCAUGCCCAACCUUCCAGCUCUGUCAGUGUCGGUGUAUCUGUCUCCAAUGCUGGCCAUGUUUCCAAUGCUGCGUCUAGUGGCCCCCUCCAUCAUGGCCUUCCAAGCACCCAAGUCCCCACCCGGCACGGUCUCCACCAUGGACCCCCUGGCAGCCAAGUUCCAAUCCGGCAUGGCCCCCCAUUGCCCAGUCCAUGUGGACCCAGCUACAGUACCCACCUCAACUGCAAUAACAACAAUGGCAUGGUGAUGCCCAAGGGGUACCUCAGCAGCCACUGCCUGACCAACAUUGGCCCUCCAAUCAAAUCAGAGCUGAAGGCCUCCUACGCACCUGGCACUUUACCUGACUCUCCCCCGGACUCUGGAUCAGAGGCAUACUCCCCCCAGCAGGUGAAUGAUCCUCACCUCCUUCGAACCAUGACUCCUGAGAAUAUGUGUCAUAUAACUCCCCCUUCCCGCCUGGAGCAUCCACCCCCUCCUCCACCGCCACCCCCUCCACCAUCCCACCUCCAAGGGCCACCUCCUCCUCCUCCUCCACCACCACCACCUCACCCACACCAGCAGCCGCACAGCCAUCACUAUCCCAGCAUGCAGCGGGACAUGUACAUGAAGGCUGAGUCUCUGAUGCCCCAGUUCACUAUUGGACAAGGCAUGACACCUGGAGAUCUCCACCAUGCCCAGCAGUCACAGAUGCUUCACCAGCUGCUGCAGCAGCAUGGAGCAGAACUUCCAGUGCACCCUGCCAAGAAGAGGAAACACUCAGAGUCGCCCCCAAAUACUCUCAAUGCCCAGAUGCUUAAUGGGAUGAUAAAGCAGGAGCCAGGGACAGGAUCUGUGCCUCUCAACCCUGACAGAGCCCAAACUCCUCCUUGGCAUCAGCAGGGGGCACUCUCACCAGGCCUGAUUCAGGACAAUGACAGCUUGAAUGGCUCCUACUUGGAUCCCAACUACCAGUCUAUAAAAUGGCAGCCGCAUCAACAGAACAAGUGGGCGACUCUGUAUGAUGCCAACUACAAGGAGCUACCGAUGCCCACAUACCGGGUGGAUGCAGAUAAAGGCUUCAACUUCUCUGUGGGUGAUGAUGCUUUUGUGUGCCAGAAGAAGAAUCACUUCCAAGUCACGGUCUAUAUUGGUAUGAUUGGAGAUCCUAAGUAUGUCAAGACCCCCGAAGGCUUGAAGCCGCUUGAAUGCUUCUACCUGAAACUGCAUGGAGUAAAGUUGGAGGCCUUGAACCAGUCCAUCAACAUAGAGCAGUCACAGUCUGACCGCAGCAAACGGCCCUUCAACCCUGUCAUGGUCAAUUUGCCUCCAGAGCAGGUCACAAAGGUCACUGUGGGACGGUUGCAUUUCAGUGAGACAACAGCCAAUAACAUGAGGAAGAAGGGCAAGCCCAAUCCUGAUCAGAGGUACUUCAUGCUGGUUGUGGCCUUGCAAGCUCAUUCCCAGAGCCAGAACCACACUCUGGCUGCUCACAUCUCGGAGCGCAUCAUUGUUAGACAAAGGGCCGGUUCGGGGUUAAAACACAAACAGAGGGCGGACGGGGACCCCGGAGUCUGCAGACAAGCCUCUAACCCAGGGCAAUUUGAGAGUGACAGCGAUGUACUUUGGCAACGUGCUCAGCUCCCUGACACUGUCUUUCACCACGGCAGAGUUGGCAUCAACACAGACCGCCCAGAUGAAGCCUUGGUCGUCCAUGGCAAUGUGAAAGUCAUGGGCUCCCUUAUGCACCCAUCAGACAUCCGAGUAAAAGACGACAUCCAGGAAGUGGAUACAACAGAACAGCUGAAGAGAAUCUCCCGUAUGCGACUGGUGCACUAUAACUACAAGCCAGAGUUUGCUGCCACCGUAGGCCUGGAGAACACAUCAGAGACAGGUGUCAUUGCUCAGGAGGUGAGGGAGAUUCUCCCAGAAGCAGUGAAAGACACUGGGGACAUGGUCUUUACCAGUGGGAGGACUGUAGAGAACUUCCUAGUGGUGAAUAAGGAGCGCAUUUUCAUGGAAAAUGUGGGGGCUGUGAAAGAGCUUUGCAAACUGACUGAUAACCUGGAGACCCGGAUUGAUGAACUGGAGAGAUGGAGUCAUAAACUCGCCAAACUCAAGCGACUGGACAGUAUGAAAUCAACUGUUAGCUCCGGAGCAUUCAGCCAAGCAGGGAGUCAGUUCAGCCGUGCAGGAAGUGUGCCACACAAAAAGAGGCCCCCCAAAAUGUCCAGCAAGUCCCCUUCUGUGGUCACGGACCAAGCGUGCAUCAGCCAACGUUUCCUUCAAGGCACCAUCAUUGCCCUGGUGAUCAUCAUGGCAUUCAGCGUGAUAUCCAUGUCUACCCUCUAUGUGCUGAGCUACCGCAAUGAGGAAGACGUUGUGGAUAUAGAAGGGUCCAGUCAGAACAUUGAUAAGAAUCAGAUUAUGUUUUCUACUGCUGCCUCAUCAAACACACCUGAUAAUGCUUCCCUUAAACAGCGUGCCACAACACAUGUGCCUGAAUCUCUCUAUGACUUGCCUGCCCAUAGCAUAUUAGUCUGUUUCGACCCGCCUUGUUUCUCCAUGUGCUGUUCUCCUUUUCUGAACACCAUUCCAAACAACGUAUCUUCUGAUGCAGCUUCUGAGACUACCACCCCAGCCACCAACAACCGGACAGAUCAAAGCCUCAUGUCACUGCUGCCAGUGACCAACAUCAAAGCUAAAUCGAGGGGAAUCACUGGCAAGGUGACUUCCCAUACCAAGUGGCCAAAGACCUCUGAGAGAUCACGGGGCUUCAGCAGCCCCAAUGCCAGCCCAUCCUCCCCCUUCACCCACAUCCAAGGCAAAUCUAAAUACAUCUCCAACCUCCCUCUAACACGCAACAGCUUCUCCCCUGGGCUGACACGGCAGCGGCGCAGCACUAUCAGCCAAUCAGACUCCGAGGAGCCCAGCACAGGAAGCACCAGCCAGGAGGGAAAAGCUCCUGUGCUCCAGUCCAUAUCACUUGUACAGAGCAACGUGGUCAUCACGCCUCAGGCCUGUGCUGCUGGUGAUGAAUGCAGGACGGGGAACAUCACGUACCGCAUCCCCAUCAGCAAGUUUACUUCGGUGAACACAAAUCUUACUCUGGAGAUGAACGCCUCCUCUGCUGUGUCUGGCUAUUUUUGUGGUUUCACCUCCAACAACCCAUGUCAGCACAACACUGUGAACGCGGACAGCUUCUCUGAUGCAGCAGGCACCCAGGGAGUAACAUACCAUUGGCCUGUGGUGAUGAUGCCGUUUCAGGAGUUCACCUAUCACUUCCGAUUUGCUAAACCUGGCCAAGCCAACUGCAGUACUGCUGUGGAGCAGAUGGGCUCUCUCUUCACUGACUAUUACUUCCAGUUCUACUGGCUGUGUGAGUGAGUCUCAGGAGCACCACUGCCCUUGGAUUGGAACUGAAAUGGGCCCCCAUGGCUCAUUGGACCGGAUGUUCCCUCAUAUGAGCCCCCAAGUCCUAUCCUGUUGCCUCUGUCAUCAGCUGGUGUGGUUCUCCCCCCACCCCCACCUCCACCCUGCGGUGGAAUAUCAACAUUAGAAUGUCAAACAACUUUGGGGGAAUAAUGCCACUAGCAAGCGAAACAUGGAAAUACCGAGGCAUCUCUCCCCCCCCCCUUGACAUGCCAGAUGCUUGUCAUUCAGUCCUUCAAAGGCCUUACUUCUUGUAGAGACAUUGGCAUUCCUUCUUUUUCCUCGUUUUUACACUGGAUUUGAAAAUUCUACACUGGAGCCGUGCCUGGGUUCAAUGUCUUUGGACACCUCAGAACUACAAAAUACAGUUUGGCUGGGAAGAGAUCUCAGCACCCAGAGAGCCAACGAAGCGGCUUUCUUAGACACUGGCAUUUCUCAAUGAUGACGCUGGGAGUCUUUCUCUAAAGCUGAAACACUGGAAUUCUUUCUGUAAAAGGAAUAUUCUGCCUGGCUGUGUUUGCAAGUCAUACACUGGAGUUUCUGACCUUCUGGCUGGCAGCUAGCCUCUUCUCUCUUUAACUUAUGCUCUGCAGAAGUCCUGGUGACACUGGAACACACAAAUGACCCGUCAUUUCAAACAGCAGCAACCAAUGGAAAAGCAAUGGGAUUUGCCUCUGGCUCCACCCCCCCCCUCUCCCGCCAUAUAGUUACAUUCCAGGGAGAGAAGACCUCAGGAACCUCACAAAAACAACUCUCAGGCAGGCUAGUUUUGUUCCCAAUGUGCCUUUUUUCAGGAUUGGAUAAGUGCGCUUCUAAAGAAGCAAGCUCAAAUCUACUUGAGGAAAGCAGUGUCUGAGCUUUGCCUCUGGACUGACACAAUAUGCACUGGCAUCCUAGGGCUCCUCCUGAGGCCCAUAUAUCGAGAGCAGCGAAAAAUGCCUUUCAACCCAACAAGCACAUGGCACGGCCCAUGCUCUCAGCAGGAGACCAUCCCUGAAGUUGAAGAGGGAGGCCAUCAGGAGAGAUAUACCCAACACUAAACGUAUAUCCAGACUGAAAAGUGUUUUGAUCCCCAAGGGGUCACUUGUCAGGCAACAAACAGAACAUUUUUUUCACUCCAGACCUUAAGCCUCCUUGGCAUUCUUAAGAAUAUUUUGGGUAACUUACUGUUACAAGAUGUUAACUUGCUAAACCACUGAUCUUUCCCCCUGCCCCUCCACACAAGAUCAGCUUGUUUGAUUAUUGAUCCACUUGUCUCUCAUAGGAAACCAAAGCGGACUGUCGCUGGGCACCAGCCUGCACACACAUUUUGAAUCGGGGAAGCGCAAGGAGUUAAGGCAGAUGCAAAAGCACAACCACCCAGCAUUUCAGGCCUUUAACUUCCAUUCAAAGGGAGAAGAAAGGAUUGGCCAACUCAGUCAGGCUCUGUUGCUGUUGUUGUUUUGUAAAGCGGGUUAUUUAGAUUUCUGUGCAAGAGUGUGAACAGCAACUUAGGGAAGAUGAGAGGACAGGGAUGGGAAAGAUAAGAAGCAAAAGGGUUAGCUGCUGGGACUGCUCAUGGAUUCUGAAUCAGGUUAUCAAUAUGCAAAUCCACAGAUAUAAACAUACUUGCCUUUGGUUUAGUUCUAACGACCAAGCACUGAUCAUUUUUAAAUCAGAUUAUUGUAAACUGAAAGGAACAACUGUGUUAAGGUAGGAAUCCACUUUGUGAUGGUGGCUGGGUUUUAUCUCUGUGUUGGUGAAAUGUGUAUUGGUGCCUGCAUUGCUGGAUGGGUCUGCCAUUAUUAGUAGUAAUGAAAUUGCCCAGGUAGGCAGGCCUGCCCCCCCCCAUUCCUCGAUUGCUCCUCUAGGGCUAUCACCAGUUUCACAUUUGCUGCUCUCAGCUCACAUCUGCGUUACAGAUUUCCCCAGAGAACUCUGGUAACCAUAGUUCUGCCAUAGCUGCCAAGUUAUCCCUUUUUUACAGGGAUUUUCCCUUAUGCUGAAUAGGCUUCCUCAUGAGAAAAGGGAAAACUUGGCAGCUAUGGUUCUGCAUGGGGAGUUGUCACAUAAAUUUUGCAGCACCCCCAGUAAGCUAUGUUUCUCAGGAUUCUUUGAAGGGAGCUGGAACAGUAAAGGUGGCAUAAAAAUAAUAAAAAUGUGUAGAUAAUGUUCGCAGUGUCUGUUGGUGGCCCAGCAACGGUUGCCACUCUUCCUUACAAUGCUGCAUAUUCCAUGAAUGGGCAUAAGGGGAAAUGGCACCUGGCACUGCCAUUCAUUAGAAGCAGCUGAGAGGGGCACACAGGCAUGGGCUGGAGAAGAUAUUGGAGACCCAGCAGACCAAGGGCACCAUAGCAUCUGAUAAUGGCUGCAGGCUGUCUUAUCAAGGAACAAGGAUAUGAGAAAUGUAGUUGCAAUUGCUAGUGCUCACCACCAGUUGGCACCAUUGCUGAACAGCAGGGAAACAAACAGGCACAAUAAGAGACCUGCAGUUAUGUCCUCCUUAUUAACGUCUCAUUUUGCCCCAUCAGUCAGACUGGGUCAUGUAAUUUGUUAGUGGCAUUUAGUGCAGCCAGGGAGGGGUUUCCUCCCUAGUGAAAGAAGUGCAGAAAUCUUUUUUGCAGCAAUUCUAUACUCUUACCUCUUGAGUAAAUCCCAUUGAAUUUGGUGGGACUUAUUUCUGGGUAGAGGGGUGUAGGUUUGCACUGUUACUCAAUGUUACUUGUGAAAAUGUUCUUGCAUCGAAUGCCGGUAAUGCAAAACUGGUUGAAGUCUCCCUUGUGAAACAGCCUGUUACUGACAAGCAAGCACUCUUGCUUCUCCUUACAGCCCCUGCUUCUCUCUCCACCCCCUAUGUUCCUCCUAAACAGAUCUGCAGUAUCUGGGAGCCCCAUCUGACGACCCUUAGAAUUACCACUGCUGUGGGUUCCCACCCACCCACCCAUUCCUCUGCCACUGCCGCAACUCCAACAUGUGUCUGGUGGAGCCAAUGCGGACGGAAAUGGCGAUCUUAACCUAAACUUGAAUUGAAUUGCUGUGGAGUCUUAGUCUGCCACACAUCUACACACCACCCUCCCAGGAUAGAGGCUAUUGCCUUUUUCUUUUUAAGUAACACACACACACACACA
Zootoca vivipara (common lizard) is the source of this 6778-nucleotide messenger RNA. It is a transcript of the gene MYRF, whose product is annotated as myelin regulatory factor. Gene Ontology annotation, biological process: positive regulation of DNA-templated transcription; central nervous system myelin maintenance; protein autoprocessing. The record is from RefSeq and is a predicted model, not a curated record. Gene Ontology annotation, molecular function: sequence-specific DNA binding; DNA-binding transcription factor activity. Lineage: Eukaryota; Metazoa; Chordata; Lepidosauria; Squamata; Lacertidae. Gene Ontology annotation, cellular component: endoplasmic reticulum membrane; nucleus.